AUGUUGAAAAAGUUUUUGUUAAUAUGCAUGAUCCCUUUGAUUUAUGCUAUAUCAUACGAAACCUAUGAUGAUUUCUCCAUCGCCAUGUAUGGUUGUUUAAAAACUAUAGGUGUAACGGCUACUGUUUGUGAGGAAGCCAAAGGCGAAGAAGAAGAAGAUCCUUUAGGUUGUUAUUGUAUUACUGAUGCUGGGUUUGGUACUUUCACCAAUUGUUUAGUUAAAGGUUAUAAUAAUAAUACCGAAAGAAUUGAUCAAUUCAUCAGUAAAUGUAAGCAUCAUAAUGUUUCCAUGACAAGAGAACAGUUUUGGGAUAGAUAUGACAUUACUCAACUGAACUUAACUAAUGUAUCAGCUAUUGAAGGUUUUAAUGCCACUUUAUUGUUUCCUUAUCCUGUUGAUAUUGACUUCAAACAAUUCGAAUUAGAUAAAAGAUAUAAUUAUAUUAAUCUUAUGAAUUUCAAUUAUUCAAUUUUAUUCGGUUAUGUGUUGAUGGUUUAUUGGUUAGCUGUUCUUGUUAUCGCUAGUGUAGUUAAUUGGACUAUUUAUCUUUUCCCUAACUUUACAGGUAAAUUUACUGGUCCUAUUUCAAAUUGGUGGAGGAAAAAUGUAACUUUACCAGCUUUUUAUGGAAAGAAAAAGACUAAUGCUGCUAAAUACUUAAUGAUUUUACCUUCAAGAAUGGAAACUAUUAUUUUAACAGUCUUCACUAUUUUGAUGGCAGCAUUCUGUGGUAUUGGUAUUUAUCCUGUUUAUGGUAAUAGUAUGUAUCCAAGUAUUACCGGAUCAUUGGCUAGAUUAGUAGCUAUUAGAACUGGUGUGGUGGUAACUUUCAUGAUCCCACUAUUAGUAUUAUUUGCUGGAAGAAAUAAUUUCUUACAAUGGUUGACUAGAUGGAAUUUUGCAACCUUCAUUACUUAUCAUCGUUUUAUCAGUAGAAUUGUUAUAUUGGUUGUAUUUGUCCAUGCCAUCACAUUCACUGUAACUGAUUUCAUUAAAAUGUCCUACUUUAGACAUAUGUCAAGACCUUUUGUUAGAUGGGGAGUUGUUGCUGGUGCCGCAGGUGCUAUUAUAAUCUUCCAAGGUAUGUUAUAUGCCAGAAGAAAAUCUUAUGAAUUGUUUUUGAUCAUUCAUAUAUUAAUGGCUUUAUUCUUCAUCGUAGGUGGUUACUACCAUGUUGAAGAAUUUGGUUAUGCUCCAUUUAUGUGGGCAACUGUAGCAUCUUGGGCUUUUGAUAGAGUCAUUAGAAUUUCAAGAUUAAUGAGUUUCGGUAGUCCUCAAGCUACAGUUACUUUAUUAGCAGAAGAAACUUUAAGAGUAGUUAUCCCAAAACCUUCAUAUUGGCAUGCCAUCCCUGGAGGACAUGCAUUCAUUCAUUUCUUAAGACCUUCAUGUUUCUGGCAAUCACACCCUUUCACAUUCACUGACUCUUCCGAAAACGACAAUUACAUUGUUAUGUAUAUCAAAUUGAAGGGAGGUGUUACGCAUGGUGUUUAUAAAUAUUUAAACCAAUUCCCUGGUAAAUCUGCAAAGAUCAGAGUGUUGGUUGAAGGUCCAUAUGGUGAAGCUACAAGUGCAAAGAAAUAUAAAAACGCUGUCUUCAUUGCUGGUGGUAAUGGUAUUCCAGGUAUUUAUUCUGAAUGUAUUGAUUUAGCAAGAAAGAAACCAAAUGCUCAAUUGAAGUUAAUUUGGAUCUUAAGAGAAUGGAAAUCGUUAGCUUGGUUUUAUCAAGAAUUGAAAACUUUGAAUAACACCAAUAUUAAUACUACUAUUUAUAUUACCAAACCUGAUGAGACCAGUGGAUUCCAUCAUUUGAAAACUCUUUCGGAUAAUGAAAGUUCUUCUUUGAAUAUUGAAAAAGAAGAAGUAAACAUCAAUGAUAAUGAGGAUAAAGAAAAGAAAGGAAGUGAUAGUGAAUCUGUAUACUCUUUGGUAGAUUCCAUUAAGUGUGAAUUGAGUCAUAUUGACUUCAGAGAAGGAAGACCAAAAGUUGAGGAUUUAAUUAAACAAGAGAUUUCAAAUUCUGAUGGUUCAACUGCCUUCAUUACCUGUGGACAUCCUGUUAUGGUUGAUGAGGUAAGAUACUCAGUUGCAUCUAAUUUACAUCUCUCAAAACAUAGAGUAGAGUAUUUCGAACAAUUACAAGUCUGGGCUUAG
Messenger RNA from Yamadazyma jaroonii, 2154 nucleotides. The record is from the annotation of a GenBank genome assembly. NCBI's taxonomy places the organism in Eukaryota, Fungi, Ascomycota, Pichiomycetes, Serinales, Debaryomycetaceae.